This is a messenger RNA of Ostrea edulis (European flat oyster), 789 nucleotides long. Its product is annotated as protein TsetseEP-like. The record is from RefSeq and is a predicted model, not a curated record. Lineage: Eukaryota; Metazoa; Mollusca; Bivalvia; Ostreida; Ostreidae. The transcript has 7 exons. The coding region runs from base 97 to 666 and encodes 189 amino acids.
UUUUAUAAUGGUACUAAAAAAUUACAUAAAUACUCGGGUCGAAUGGCAAACACGUACAGAAUUCUUUUAUCAAGACUACCAUUUUUUUGACACACGAUGAAGAGUCUGCUGUUGGCCGUGUUCGUUGUCACUGCUUGUGCUGCGCCGAUAGACGAAAUUCAACAACUCCCUGAGCUGAAGCCGAGACAAACCGCACAACAGCUUCCGGAUUUCCCAGAAGAUGCUAAACAGGAAACUAAACCAUCAGUGUUAACACAAAGAACCAAACUGGCGACACCGGAAAAAGAAGAACUAACGCCGGAAACUAAACCAUCAGUGUUAACACAACAAACCAAACUGGCGACACCGGAAAAAGAGGAACUAACGCCGGAAACUAAACCAUCAACAAAGAACUCAGAACAACAGGCGGAAAUUGUCAGUAAAGAAGACCUGGAACCAGAAACCAAACCAGUUCAGAGAAUCCAGGAAGUUGGGGAGGUGAAGGAGCCUCAAACCAAACCAGCCCGACGCAACAAUGAGUUGAAACCGGAAACCAAGCCAGCUUUUAGACCGAGUCCAGAGGAAAUCGAAUCAUCUGAAAAACGAUUCGUACCACGACCCGUGCCACAAUCGAGUCCAGACGAGACGGAGAGAACCAAGGUAGAGAGAGAAGCGGAAGAAUAUUGAGAAUUGUAACAAAGGAGGGAGCGGGAAGAUGAAGACGAGGAAUAAAAUAAUUGACAGGGAAUAAGCAAUUCAAACUAUAUCCUGUCUACUGACCACUUCAGAAUAAAUAUAUACCGUAUAUUC